AUGCAGUAUAUAUUCAAAAAACUCUGGAAGCUACCUGUGCUGCCUAGAAUAGCGCAAUUCAUAUGCAAGUGUCUUAAGGAUAUCCUGCAGACUAGAGAUAAGCUGGUCUAUGUGAUUCACAAUGGAGAUUAUGGCUGCCUUCUAUGUUCUCAAGCACUAGAAACUUCUUCUCACUGUAUCUUGCAUUGCAAUCUCUCAAGAGCAGUUUGGUUUGCUGUUCUAGGUCUUCAUAUUCAGGCUGAUGUUAAUCCGGUGGAUUGGUUUUGUGAAUGGUUUGAUAGACUGAAGAUUAAUCAAAUCCAGGAAGAAUAUCUAUGCAAAAUAGCAAUCACAGCUUGGUCCAUAUGGAAUGCAAGAUGUGACAGUACCUUUAAGGGUUGGAAGAUCAAUCCAGAUUCAAUCAUUAUGAAAAGUAAACUAGAAAUAGAACUGUUAAAACCAAAAAAUGUCACUAUUGUCACUAAUAAUGCUAGACAAAGGAGGACAAAUCUUCACUGUAGUCCACCUGCUAUAGGCACUCAUAAAAUUAAUGUUGAUGGUUCUUUCAGUUAUUCUACUAAAAUGGGAGGAAUGGGACUAAUUCUUCGUGAUUUUGCAAGAACUCACAGGGGCUCCAAAUGCAUCUUCCUAGGGACGGCGUUGAGUCAAGAACAGGUGGAAUGUAAGGGAUUAUGGGAGGCUUUACUAUGGGCAGAGGAUAUGAAGUUAGACAAGGUGAUAUUUGAAUUGGACUCACAAUUAGUAGCUGAUGCAGUGAAUCGAGAAAAUUUCAACACAGAUUGGAGAAUAUAUAACGUGAUUUUGGAUAUAAAAAGUAUGCUCAAGAAUAAAAUUUUCUGGAAGUGUAACUAUGUACCGAAGGAAAAAAAUAAGGUGGCUGAUAUAUUAGCAAAUUUAGCUAGAGUCUCUCUUCUAAGUAGUGUUUGGAUUUUAUCUAUUACUGAUGAGAUUGUAACUCUAUUACAAGAAAAUGCGCAACAUGUAACACAAGACUCUUAA
Messenger RNA from Papaver somniferum (opium poppy), 999 nucleotides. RefSeq lists its product as uncharacterized. The record is from RefSeq and is a predicted model, not a curated record. Gene Ontology annotation, molecular function: nucleic acid binding; RNA-DNA hybrid ribonuclease activity. The transcript has a single exon. The coding region runs from base 1 to 999 and encodes 332 amino acids. NCBI's taxonomy places the organism in Eukaryota, Viridiplantae, Streptophyta, Magnoliopsida, Ranunculales, Papaveraceae.